Messenger RNA from Symbiodinium necroappetens, 564 nucleotides. The record is from the annotation of a GenBank genome assembly. NCBI's taxonomy places the organism in Eukaryota, Dinophyceae, Suessiales, Symbiodiniaceae.
AUGGCGUAUUCCCUGCUGGAUGAGCGCCUCUGCGAUCUGGUGGUUGCCGUCAAACGCUGGGCCGAGCUGCGAGGCUUGAGCGGUCAAACCAGGGGCUACCCGGGCGGUUACUCCUGGAGCCUCCUGGCCCUGGCCUUUGCUCAGAGGGCCGCUCCGCCCCUGGUGCCUUCGCUGCAGGCCCUGGCUACGAAGAGACGGCUUUGGGAAGAGUCGGGCGAGUGCUACAACGUGGCCUGGGCAUCGGCCGCAGAUGCGGGGGUGAAGACUGCAUCUGGGUCUCCCGAGCCAUGGACCUCGCCGGCGCUCCUGGAAGCCUUCUUCCGCUUCUUUGCAUACGGCUACGACUUCAAUGUCGAGGCCGCCUCGGUGCGAGUGGCCGAGCGUGCCCGGCGGAGCGUCGUCGGUCGUCCGGCUCUGGCCCUGGAAGACCCUCUGGAAACGGACUGGGACCUGGGCCGCCUACUGGACGAGCAGCGCCUGGCACGACUCCGUGCGGAGCUGCGCCGCGCCGCCCGGCGGCUGCGUGGAGGCACCGGUGAGAGAUGGCUAAACCUUGCCUCCUAA